AUGGCCCAUAUUCCCAUUGCUGCAGCAGAAAUUGCUGGUGCCUACGGCAGGGGAGGGCACCUGAGGCCAGGAAAGGAGAAACUCACAUUUUCAUCUUUAUAUAAUCUCACCAGGGAAGGAAUCCUAGAGAAGCAGGAAGAGGAAGAAAUGGCUGGGUCUCAGGGCCUGUUGACAUUCAAGGAUGUGGUUAUAGAGUUCUCUCGGGAGGAGUGGGCAUGCCUGGACCCUGCUCAACGGAAUUUGUAUAGGGAUGUGAUGUUAGAGAACUACAGAAACCUGGUCUCCCUGGGUCUUGCUGCCUCUAAGCCGGAUCUUAUCAUUUGUCUGGAGCAAAGGCAAGAGCCCUGGAAUGUAAACAGACCUGAGAGAGUAGCCAGACACCCAGCAUCAUGUCUGAAAUGUGUCAGUAGUAGUGAUAUUGAUAUUUGCUUCUGA
Messenger RNA from Lemur catta (Ring-tailed lemur), 435 nucleotides. RefSeq names its product zinc finger protein 679-like. Gene Ontology annotation, biological process: regulation of DNA-templated transcription. The record is from RefSeq and is a predicted model, not a curated record. Lineage: Eukaryota; Metazoa; Chordata; Mammalia; Primates; Lemuridae. The transcript is spliced from 5 exons. Bases 1 to 435 code for a protein of 144 amino acids.